AUCCUUUUAGGUUUGGCACUGAAAUGGGAAAUGACGCGCCAUGUUUGCACUAGGUCGCCAUCUUGUGCCUACUCGGCGCUAGUGUAUGUUACAGUAUGUCAGGCUAAAUGCAACAAUAAUGGCGCUCGAGUUGAUCGCAGAGGCCUGAAAGAGGAGGGGAGCAACAUGAGCAGUCAGGAGGAGCUCUGUCAUGACUGGAUGGACAGCCAUGAUGGAUCUUCUCCACCUAGAAAAGCCAGAACCGGUUUCGGAGGGUUCCGUCGCCAUCUCUCUCUGGGAGACUACAGCCCCAAAUCGGACCCUUCUGUCCAGGAAACCACAGAGCUCUUUCCGCUCAUGGAGACCAAACUGUACAAGCGGCGUUGGGUUAUGCUCUUCCUCUUUUGCGUCUAUUCCAUGAGCAACGGCAUGAUGUGGCUGCAAUAUGGCAUCAUCAGCAACAUCUUCAUGCACUUUUAUGGUAUCGAUGACCUGGAAAUCAACUGGCUGUCUAUGAUUUAUUUCGUCACCUACAUCCCUCUCAUCGUGCCUGUCAUGUGGCUGCUGGACAACCGAGGCCUCAGGGAGGUCGUCGUGGUGGGAUCCGCCUUCAACUGCAUCGGCGCUUGGAUCAAAACGAGCACGGCUCACCCCGACUUGUUUGCUGUGGCCUUCGUCGGACAGUUUGUGUGUUCAGUGGGGACCGUUUUCCUCCUUGGCAUGCCAUCCAAACUAGCUUCUCUGUGGUUUGGGCAACAGGAGGUGUCCAUGGCCUGUUCUCUUGGCGUUCUGGGAACCCAGAUGGGCAUUGCGAUUGGGUUUCUGAUCCCCCCCAUCCUCGUGCCUAAUGUUGACAAUGUGGAGGAGCUGGCACACCACAUUAAGAUCAUGUUCUACAUCAGCGCUGGUGUGGCCACCAUCAUUUUCAUCCUUGUGAUCAUUGUGUUCCAAGAGAAACCAGAGCUCCCUCCCACGCAGGCCCAGGCUCAGGCCAGGUGCAUCCCUCCAGAGAGCUACUCCUAUCUGGCUUCAAUUUGGAGGCUGCUGCGCAACAAGCCUUUCAUGCUGCUGGUGGUCAGCUAUGGACUGAAUGUUGGCUGCUUUUAUGCUGUGUCCACACUUCUGAACCGAAUGAUCAUUGAACACUAUCCUGGCGAGGAGGUGAAUGCAGGUCGGAUUGGGUUGACCAUUGUCAUUGCAGGCAUGGUGGGAUCACUCAUCUGUGGAAUUUGGCUGGACAAGACUAAAACCUACAAACAGACCACGCUGGUCGUAUAUGUGCUGUCCCUGAUUGGGAUGCUGGUGUACGCCUCCACGCUCAACCUGGGCCACCUAGGGGUCGUGUUUGUCACAAGUGGAGUUUUAGGCUUCUUCAUGACAGGCUACCUUCCUUUGGGCUUUGAAUUUGCAGUAGAGCUCACCUAUCCAGAAUCAGAGGGAACCUCAUCCGGUCUCCUCAACUGUUCAGCUCAGAUCUUUGGAAUCAUCUUCACCAUCGCCCAGGGAAAGAUUAUUGACCGAUGGGGCACUUUGGCAGGAAACAUUUUCCUGUGUAUAUUCCUUUUAAUAGGAGCUAUCAUGACUGGAUUCAUUAAGUCCAACCUCCGGAGGCAAAAGGCCAACCGACAGGCCGGUGGGCAAUCAGUGAGUCCUGCAGGCUCGGAGGCAUCGGUGCAGGACUACGGGGGCACAUCUUGCAGCAACCCCUGGCAGCGGCAGUUCUGAUAUAAACUUACAAGCUCACUAAAAACCAAAACACACACCUGCCAAGGGCAUGACCACUGUUCUAGAUGAAAGCCUACCAACUCGCAAAUCCCAAAGGAAGGACUUGUACGUAGGAAUACAGGAAGAAAUAGGAUGCAUUCCACUGUGAAAGCCUUGGCGAGGAUGAUUGGCGGCUGUAGCAACCAAGUAAACUUCAACGGCUGUGCCAUGAGGACACCACACUGUAGACGCAACAUCCAUCCAUCCUCAUACAGAUCCGAAAAUAAGCACAAAAACAAUGCACUUAGAACCUCUUAGUUUAUAGCUUAAACAUCAAGUGACGCGUGACCUUUUCAUGUCCUCUCACGUCAAAUUUUGCUCUACUGCUACUACAAUAGUACAACUAUUACUAUUACAGAACUUCUGUCAGUGAUCAAUAUCAUAACUGCGUUCAAGCUUUACUUUGCAGAAGCAUUUUUAGAAGAUUAAGAGCACUGUGAUAUGUUUUCACAUCAUGGCAGCUGGAAGGUUUUCUGCUUGUCAUUCCGGAUCCCGCACAAGUAAACAAACAGUCAUUCGCACUCACAUUCACAACUACGGGCAAUUUAAGAGAGAGUCUCCAAUGAACCUACCAUGCAUGCUUUUGGGAUGGGGGAGGAAAUCGGAGUCGCUGGAGAAAACCAACGCGGGCACGGGGAGAACAUGCAAACUCCACACAGGCGAGGCCGGAUUUGAACCCGGGCCCUCAGAACUGUGAGGCAGAUGUGCUAACCGGUCGUCACCGUGCCACCCACAUUGAAACUUGAGGAUUGAUAUUUGGAUCAUUAUGAAAGAAGAGGAGAUGCAUUGAAUCGGCUAUUUUGCACAAGAAAAACACCAAAUAUUUUACUAAUUAAAAAUAUGCUUUGCUUGUGAAACUCAUUACAGAGAAAUGCAUAGUUUGUGAUACUUGUUUCAGUUUAUAUGUUGUGGAUUCUUGUCUUGUGGAUUCUCUGUUACAGAUCAUGUGAUUGGUGGAGUUGCUAAUUUAUCAUUAUAUGGAAUUAUAGGUCUUUGCAAAAAGCUGUGAACGAGAUUUCACUCAUUGAUAAUAAUAAAUUAUUCCUAUUGGGGACCUCAUAUGA
Phyllopteryx taeniolatus (common seadragon) is the source of this 2807-nucleotide messenger RNA. RefSeq names its product FLVCR choline and putative heme transporter 2a (gene flvcr2a). The record is from RefSeq and is a predicted model, not a curated record. The transcript is spliced from 12 exons. Gene Ontology annotation, biological process: heme export; transmembrane transport. The coding region runs from base 31 to 1704 and encodes 557 amino acids. Gene Ontology annotation, cellular component: membrane. Gene Ontology annotation, molecular function: heme binding; heme transmembrane transporter activity. Lineage: Eukaryota; Metazoa; Chordata; Actinopteri; Syngnathiformes; Syngnathidae.